GACACGGAAGCCCUUUUUAAUAACAACAGGGACUCGGUUCUCCCUGUACACCUGAGAAGACAAUGGCGCUGCCACCCCAGCUGAAAACCAUCCAGCAUCAUCUACGAACGGCGCAGGAGCACGAUAAAAGGGACCCAGUCGUUGCUUAUUACUGUCGUCUUUAUGCAAUGCAGACGGGCAUGAAGCUGGACAGCAAAACCCCCGAGUGCCGGAAGUUCCUGGUCAAACUCAUGGACCAGUUGGAGUCGAUGAAGAAGGAGCUGAGUGACAAUGAGUCGGUGACUCAGGAGGUGGUUGGGAAUGCCCACAUCGAGAACUACGCCUUGAAGAUGUUUCUGUACGCCGAUAAUGAGGACCGCGCUGGACGCUUCCACAAGAACAUGAUCAAGUCCUUCUACACGGCCAGUCUCCUGCUGGACGUCCUGUCGGUGUUCGGAGAGCUGUCGGAAGAGAAUAUCCAGCACAGGAAGUAUGCGCGCUGGAAGGCCACGUACAUCCACACCUGUCUGAAGAAUGGGGAGACGCCGCAGGCCGGGCCCAUCGGCAUGGACGAGGAAGCAGAUGAAUCAGGAGCCGAAGGGGGUUUCUGGGCCCCGGGCCCCUCCCAGGAGGGUUCAUUCAGAGGUGGCCCUCUGCCGCACUUCCCCCAGGACCAGCAUCAAGACCAGGAACUAGGUCCAGGACCUGCCCCAGGGAUCGGUUUCACCCAAGAGCCAGGUUCUGGGGCAGUGGGCCCCCCCACGGGCCCCACUGCCAACUACAACAACAUUCAUAUCCCACCGGGGGCCCACGCUCCCGCCAACACACCAGCCGAGCUCCCACCACCUACAGGAGAGCCGGCCAAACCAGUGCCUAUGCCCAGAUCAGUGCCCACUGUGGACCCCUCACUGCUCAACACCUCUCAGGGGGGCGACGUGCGCUUGUCUCCGGAGGACUUCACGCGUGCCCAGAAGUACUGCAAGUAUGCGGGCAGCGCCCUGCAGUAUGAAGACGUCGGCACCGCCGUACAAAACCUCCAGAAGGCCCUGCGGCUCCUCACCACCGGCAAAGAAUGAAGGCUUUGUCCUCCUCCUCCUUCUCCUCCUCCUCUUCCUCCUCCUAUCCUUCUAUCUCAGCCCUGACAGGGCCGGCCGCUCUAUCUGUCUGUUACUGAUCAGAAGGACUGGGCGCCAAGUUCCAUUUUGUACUGCACACACACACACACACACACACACACACACACACACACACACACACACACAGGCCCUGGGAUUAGUGAAGGACAUGAUGGAGGAGGUGUGGGACUGUGAUACUGUGUCAGCCUGACUCACUGACGGGAGUAACUGGCCUGUCUGACUGACUGUUGUGCUGACUAACUGCUUCCAAACAUCUCUGACCAACUGACUGGGGGUUUUACUGACUGUCUGGGUAAAUGACUGACCGACUGGCUGACUGACCGAC
Messenger RNA from Lampris incognitus (smalleye Pacific opah), 1440 nucleotides. It is a transcript of the gene vta1, whose product is annotated as vesicle (multivesicular body) trafficking 1. The record is from RefSeq and is a predicted model, not a curated record. Bases 63 to 1055 code for a protein of 330 amino acids. Gene Ontology annotation, biological process: late endosome to vacuole transport via multivesicular body sorting pathway. Gene Ontology annotation, cellular component: multivesicular body. NCBI's taxonomy places the organism in Eukaryota, Metazoa, Chordata, Actinopteri, Lampriformes, Lampridae. The transcript has 8 exons.